Molecule: messenger RNA, 7754 nt
Organism: Chelonoidis abingdonii (Abingdon island giant tortoise)
Lineage: Eukaryota; Metazoa; Chordata; Testudines; Testudinidae
Gene: PLXNB2
Product: plexin B2
Biological process (GO): regulation of cell shape; semaphorin-plexin signaling pathway; regulation of GTPase activity
Cellular component (GO): semaphorin receptor complex; plasma membrane
Molecular function (GO): protein binding; semaphorin receptor activity
Source: RefSeq, a predicted model, not a curated record
GUCUCGCCGGGUGCGGACGGCGGAUAUGUGCAGCGCCUACAGGUGUGUCUCUCCCUCGCCGCUCCUCUGGCUCCCCGGCGCAGGCAGCAGGAGCGCGUAGGUGGAGGCGGAGGCUCAAGCUCAUCAUGUGAUGAUUAAUUGGGCUCUGGGUGGUUCCUUUCGCUCUCUCUCCUUCUCCCCGGCGGCUCCUCGGGAAAUGGGCAGCGAGUUAGCUGUUGCCGCUGCGCGCUGGCUCGGGGGGUUGUUUGGCUGAGCCGCUGUGAGAUGGGAGGAGCCGGAGCCACGGCAGCCUGAGCUGGGAUCGGCGGCCGAGCAGCAGGGGGCAAAGGCGCUGCCCAGCCCUGCUCUCCAACUUGGGUAGGCUGAUCACAAGGCCAAGGCUUGGUUCCAGGGCUGCUUGUGGCUUAUCGGCAUUCAGCUGAAAAACCUUUCUAAAAGGCCAGAUACUUACACCAUCCCAUCUCCUUCCUUAUUCCCAGCUGGAGCAUAUUAUCAUAUUCUACGCAGUGCUGCAGUGUUUAUUUUCAGGUAAAGGUGAAAAAGAAGAUUGAAAACUGUCCUGGAAAAGAACUAAGUGCAGUAAAGAAGAGUUAGUGAAAAAGUGAAUGUAUUACAUAGAAAUGGCUUUAUGGAUCUGGACAUUGAGCAUUUUGAGCUGUUUUUGUGUCAGCUGUGGAUUCAAGGUUAAGAAACUGCAUUUUGAAAGUCCCACAGAGUUAAACCACCUUGCAGUGAAUAAUGAUAUCGGGACUGUCUAUUUAGGAGCAGUGAAUUACCUGCAUCAACUUACAAAAGACCUGAAGAAACAGAUGUCUGUAGAAACGGGUCCAAAAAAGGAUAACAAAAAGUGCACCCCUCCCAUUGAAAGCCAGUGCAGUGAAGCAGCACUGACUAACAAUUCCAACAAGUUACUUUUGCUGGAUCAACUAGAGAGAAAAGUUAUUGUGUGUGGGAGCCUUUUUAAGGGAAUCUGUUCUAUCAGGGAACUGGAAAACAUAAAAAAUGUAACCUAUUAUGUUGAUAGUGGUGGGGAAAAGUCCUUUGUGGCAAGCAACGAUGAGACUGUGUCAACUGUGGGACUAAUCACCUCCUUGGACGAAAAACGACUGCUGUUCGUUGGAAAAGGGAAUGGACCAAAUGAUAAUGGGAUAAUAAUUAGCACUAGGCAGCUUUACAGUGAGGAUGGGAAAGACAUUUUUGAAACCUAUACAGACUCUACAGCUAUUAAGUCAGUAUAUCACUCCUCAAACACACAGCAGUUUGUGGCAGUCUUUGAAUAUGAUCAAUAUGUUUAUUUUAUAUUUAAUCAGCAGGAGAAACAGCCCCUUAGUAACAGAACACUAAUUGCACGUCUGUGCAAACGUGAUGCCCACUACUAUUCUUACUUUGAAAUGAACUUAAGCUGUCAAGAUGUUAAUGACACUUAUGACCACUGUCAUUCUGUCUAUGUCACAACCCCAGGAGAAAAGUUGGCUGAGAGCAUAGCCCAAGAGGGACAGGAGAAUAGUACUGUCCCAUCAGGUGACAAAGUGCUUCUUGCGCUCUUCAGCAAAUUCAACAAAGACAGUGGCUCUCUCAAAUCAGCCCUGUGUAUGUUUUCCUUGAGACACCUCAAUGAAAAAAUGGAAGAAUAUCGGGAAGAAUGCUACACUAAAACUGUGCAAGAUAGGUUUUAUAAACCUUUUUUAGCAGAAGGAUCACAGGCAUGUGGAACACGGCAAGAGGGUGCAAGCAAAAAUUUCCCUUGUGGUUCUGAACACUUACCAUAUCCUUUGGGAAGCACAAAUAACAUUGUUGGGAAGCUGCUGUUACAGAAAAAGGGGAUGAAUCUAACAGCAGUUACUGUGACAGUGGAAAAUGGGCAUACGGUGGCAUUUUUAGGAACUUCAGAUGGUAGAAUUCUUAAGGUGUUCCUGAAUACUCCUACAAAUGAGUACAGCUCUGUUCCCAUAGAAAUAGACAAACCUGUAAAGAAUGACCUUGUCCUUGAUGCUACCCAAGAGAACCUGUAUGUGAUGACCACAACCAAGGUGUUUCGUCUUCCUGUCCAGGAAUGUGCUAGUUACUCAGACUGUAUGCUGUGUACUCAAGCACAGGAUCCUUAUUGUGGCUGGUGUGUAAUAGAGGGGAAGUGCACAAGGAAGAUAGACUGUGAAAGGGCUAAUAUGUCGAACCAUUGGCUGUGGAGUCCAGAUGGUGUAUGCAUGGCUAUUACUAGUGCGCAUCCUCAAAAUAUGAGCCGCAAAGCCCCUGGCAAGGUAGAACUGACUGUAAGUCCGUUGCCAGAGUUAGCUGUAAGUGACAUGCUUUGGUGUCAGUUUGGUGAAACAACCAGUAUUGCAGAGUUGAGAAAUGGGACUAUUGUUUGUGAUCCUCCCACUACAAUUCCUCACACUCCAAAAGGUCAAGAUCAUGUUUCAGUUUCACUAAUAUUAACCUUUGGAGAGGAAAAGAUGUUUUUUGCCUCAGCUACAUAUCCGUUCUAUGACUGUGAAGAAGCAAUGAAUCUUUCUGAAAAUCUGCCAUGCUACUCCUGUGCAAGUAGUAGAUGGAAUUGCCAGUGGGACCGGAAGAAACAUUUCUGUAAAGACUCAUCUUUGGAAGAGGAUGUGAUUAAACAAAAUAUGGUGGAAGCUUGCCCACAGUUUCUAAAUCCCAGCCCUCAAAAUAUACCAAUGGAGUUCCCAACAAUAGUUCAUUUUGAAGGAAAGAAUCUAGAGGAUUAUCAGGGUAGCUCUUUUAAGAUUGGAAAUGACCAGUUUGAAUUUGAGGCUCCUGUUGACACAUCAGAUAAUGGAACUUACUCAUUCCAAAGCAAAGAGUUUUCCUAUGGCGCAAAUGAAACUCUACCACUUAAUCUGUUCAUUAAAACAGAUAAGGUCAAGAUUGACAGUAAACUCAUGGUGACUUUAUACAGCUGCUCUUAUGGCCGAAGUGACUGCAGCUUGUGUCUUGCGGCUGACGAUGACUACGAAUGCGUCUGGUGUGAAGAAGAGGGCAAGCCACACAAAUGCGUUUAUAAGAAUCUAUGUAAAACUUCUACAAACACUUGCCCUCAUCCCGUCAUUACUCGGAUUGAACCAAAGACUGGGCCACUAAGUGGUGGAAUCCUUUUGACCAUAAUGGGAUCUAAUUUGGGUAUAAAAGCUGAAGAUGUCAAAAGUAUAACUGUGGCAGGCACAGAAUGUCUUUUCAAAGAGGACUUCUACUCUGUUUCUACCAGGGUUGUGUGUCAAGUUGGAAGCGUCUCAGAGCCCUCGCAAGGUGAAAUUGAAGUUGAUAUAAAUGGAAAACGAGGUAGCUCAACAAGUGAAGUACAGUUUACAUACCAACAACCUCAUCCUACAGGAAUAACUCCAACAGAAGGCCCCCGAGCUGGUGGGACCAUCCUUACAAUCACUGGGAACAAUCUGGAAACUGGUUCCCAGAAAGACGUUAGAGUUUUCCUCAGUGAUGUGCCCUGCAACAUCACUGAUUUUGGUGAACAAAUAGUUUGCAUGACAGGACAACAUGAGAGUGGUGGAGAAGUUCAGGUAACCGUACAUCACGGAGACACAAAGAACCAAUUAGACAAUCCAAGGUUUACAUACAAGGACAAUCCUACUGUUACUAAAUUCUUUCCAAAAAAUAGCUUCAGCAGUGGAGGGAGAAAUAUUACUGUAACAGGAACUAGGUUUGAUAUCAUCCAGAGUUUCUCCAUAGUUGUAACUGCUGAGCUUCAUGGGCCUUCCAGAAGGAAGAAGAGGCAAAUACGAAGUCUAGACUCCAAAAAGGUGUUUCUAGGAAAAGAUAUUACAAAAAUCAAUGAAAGCACAAUAGUCUUCUCUUCUCCACCAAUAUUAGAGGAUCCAGAAAACUAUAGGAUUACUACACUUAUUAAAAUGGAUGGUUGCAGUUUGAUUCUAAACGCCGAGAACAAUGAUCCCUUUAAAUAUGUUGCGGACCCAACAUUUGAAAACUUCACUGAUGGCAUCAAAAAACAAGUCAACAAACUUAUUCAUGCAAAGGGCAGUAAUCUGAACAAAGCCAUGACGAUAGAGGAGGCUCAAGCUUUUGUGGGGGCAGAACCCUGCAAUAUAAAAACACUGACUGAAAAGGAUUUAUAUUGUGAACCACCAGAAGUACAGCCUCAGCCAAAGAGAAGGCAGAAGAGGGAUACCAUCAAUAACUUGCCUGAAUUCAUUGUGAAAUUUGGCCUCAGAGAAUGGAUCCUAGGAAGGGUGGAAUAUGACACACGUGUGAGUGACAUACCCCUGGAUGUGAUUUUGCCAUCUGUAAUUUUUCCUAUGGUGGCCAUUAUCAUCAUCUCUAUCUACUGUUACAGACGAAAAAGCCAACAAGCAGAACGUGAAUAUGAAAAAAUCAAGUCACAGCUUGAAGGUCUGGAAGAAAGUGUCAGAGAUAGGUGCAAAAAGGAAUUCACAGAUCUAAUGAUAGAGAUGGAAGAUCAGACCAAUGAUGUCAGUGAAGCAGGAAUUCCUGUGCUGGACUAUAAAAUGUACACAGACAGAGUCUUCUUCUUGCACUCAAAAGAUGGAGAGAAAGACGUAAUGAUUACUGGGAAAUUGGAUAUUCCAGAGGCUAGAAAGCAAACUGUGGAGCAGGCUUUAAAUCAGUUCUCCAAUCUACUGAAUAGCAAAUCAUUUCUCAUCAAUUUUAUUCAUACACUGGAGAAGCAGAGGGAGUUCUCUGCCCGAGAAAAAGUUUAUUUUGCAUCCCUAUUGACUGUUGCCUUGCAUGGAAAGCUAGAAUACUAUACUGACAUCAUGAGGACAUUGUUCUUAGAGCUGAUGGAGCAGUAUGUUGUGGCCAAAAACCCAAAGCUGAUGCUCAGAAGAUCAGAAACUGUUGUGGAGAGGAUGUUGUCUAAUUGGAUGGCUAUUUGUUUAUAUCAAUAUCUUAAGGAGAAUGCUGGAGAGCCUCUUUAUAAAUUGUUCAAGGCUAUCAAACAUCAGGUGGAAAAAGGCCCAGUGGAUGCUGUGCUGAUGAAAGCCAAAUAUACAUUGAAUGACACAGGGUUACUGGGAGAUGAUGUAGAGUAUACACAGCUGACAGUAAAUGUGUAUGUACAAGAUGGAGGUACUGAUUCUGUACCUGUGAAAGUGCUGAACUGUGAUACUAUUUCUCAAGUAAAGGAAAAGAUAAUAGACCAAGUCUACCGAAAUCUGCCUUGUUCACAAUGGCCAAAAGCUGACAGCGUUGUUCUUGAGUGGCGUCCAGGUUCUACUGCCCAGAUCCUCUCAGAUUUGGAUUUAACAUCCCAAAGAGAUGGCAGGUGGAAACGUAUGAAUACUCUGAUGCAUUAUAAUGUCCGAGAUGGUGCCACGCUUAUCUUGUCAAAAAUAGGAAUUUCCCAGCAGCCAGAGGAUAAUCAACAAGAUGUCCCAGGGGAAAGGCAUGCGCUAUUGGAAGAUGAAAAUAAGGUCUGGCAUCUAGUUCGGCCAGCAGAUGAAGUUGAUGAAGGCAAAUCGAAAAGAGGGAGCAUGAAAGAAAAAGAACGAACCAAAGCUAUUACAGAAAUCUACCUGACAAGGCUUCUGUCUGUGAAGGGUACACUUCAGCAAUUUGUAGAUAACUUUUUUCACAGUGUACUCAACUCAAAUCAUGUCGUGCCACCAGCUGUGAAAUACUUCUUUGACUUUCUUGAUGAGCAAGCAGAAAAACAUGAGCUCAAGGACGAAGAUACCAUUCACAUCUGGAAAACAAAUAGUUUGCCACUUAGAUUCUGGGUAAACAUAUUGAAAAAUCCCCAUUUUAUCUUUGAUGUUCAUGUUCAUGAAGUAGUGGAUGCUUCCUUGUCAGUCAUUGCACAGACUUUCAUGGAUGCCUGCACAAGAACAGAGCACAAAUUAAGCAGAGAUUCUCCAAGUAACAAAUUACUUUAUGCAAAAGAGAUCUCUAACUAUAAGAAAAUGGUGGAAGAUUACUACAAAGGUAUUCGUCAGAUGGUGCAAGUGAGUGACCAGGACAUGAAUACUCAUUUAGCAGAGAUUUCCAGGGCGCACACAGAUUCUUUAAAUACACUUGUGGCUCUACACCAGCUCUACCAGUAUACUAACAAAUACUACGAUGAGAUCAUAAAUGCACUUGAAGAGGACCCAGCUGCACAAAAAAUGCAGCUUGCCUUCCGUUUACAGCAGAUAGCAGCUGCAUUAGAGAAUAAAGUGACUGACCUUUGAUUAAAAAGCCACAAUAAAGAAAUCUGAUCUGAAGAUGUUUAAAUUCAUUCUUCCUGUUAAGGAAAUAGUGUUCUAUUUUUUAAUGUAUAAUUACAACUUUAAAUGAAAGAUUUCAUGUUUUUGAUAGCAGAGCUGCAAUGUAAAGAAUUUUUACUGUAAAUUAUGCUUCUAAUUAAAAUCUGUAUUGUGUGUAAAUGAAUCAUCUGUGGGGAAAAGCAUCCUUUGAGGUGAGAAUUAUAGUUCAUUUAAUCAAACAGUACAAUCUGAAACAUCAGCAUUUUAGAAUUAUUAUGCAAGUGAAUUCAAUACUAUAGCAUCCUUUAUAUUUUAAGCAAUAUUUGUACUUGGAAAAAUGGUAGCAUAUUUGAAGAAACAGAUGCAAUAUCCCCUCUUAAGUCAAUAACUGGAAAUUAAUUUCCUAAUAGCUCUGAAAUCACUGGCUAUAUUACACUCAUAAUGAACAUAGUAAAUGAUGUCUGCUAUGAUUUUUCUUUAAGAUCUUGGGAUGACCUUUGGUACGAUACACUAUUUCUCAGUAAAUUAACUACUCGUGGCAUGGUAAUGCGUGGUAUCAUACCCACCACACUUCAUUGUGAUGGGAGUAAUAUAGUUCUCUCACCCCUGUGGAAAGGUUCUGAUGAUAACUUCCAAUUUGAUUCAGAAAUCACUGCAAAGGAAAUUAUCCCUUAAAACUUUACAACCUUUUAUUUUUAUUGUGAGUUUUACAAUAUAUGCUAAUGUGCCUUACUUGUGUUAAUUCUGUGAAUCUGAGGAAUGGUUUUGUAAAGAGAAGCAGAUCAGAAAAAAAUAUUUAUGUGCUAUUGAAUGACUCUUUUUGUGAAAAACAUGACCAGCAGAAUGCCUGUAAUUAGCUGCUUGCCAAGAGUGUACUGUUUAACAUGAUUGUUAUGUAUAAUAUCUUUUAUCAGAAUGGUUCUGGUUCUUUUUAUUUGAAUCUUGGAACUGUCUAGAAAAACUACCACUUGUUUUUUUUAUUGUACUUGUGAUGUAAAAUACUAGUAAUGAUACUAGAAAAAUCUUAUAUCCAUGUAGCUAAAUACCACUCAAUCAAGCCUUGGAAUGCUGCAUUUGAUCAAAUAUACAUCAUAACCAAUAGCAGUGAAAAUUAAAAUUACUUGUCAAAAGGUGUAUUUACGAUAUAAGUUCUAUACAAUUUGAAAAGCUAGGUACGUUUUCUUCAAUUGCUGUAUUACACAUCAGAGAACUUUGUUUCAUUCUUGUGUCUCAGUUUUUUGGCAGUUCAAGUAGCAUUUUAAUGUAGUUCUGCCAUGUGCACUAAUUCCCUUUCAUUAUUGCUUUUUUUGCCUGCUGAGCACUUGAAUCCUGCUGAUUCUUGGCAAGAUAAUGCAGUUUCUGCUGCCCUCUCUCUCUUCCCUGUUUUCUGUCCUACAGUGAGUUUAACUUCUGUUGAUUUUUAUCCUUUUUGAAAAUAUCCUCAAACUUGUGAAUUGAAUGGCCUUCCCCUAAUUUUCUAAAAGUCAAAGGUCUCAUCACAGGGUCACUUUCCCAGCCCAAUCCAGUUCUUUAAAAAAAAAAGACUUGUUUGUAUCCAUU